AUAUUAUUCAACGGAAAACUUAAAAUCGAGAAAAUUAAAAUUAUAAAGAAAAGGGAAAACCGCUAUAAUUUAAACAAAAAUAUAAAAUAAAGACAAAAGAAUAUAAAAAUUACGCGAAAAAUAUAAAAAAUCUAACCGCAGACUAACGGCAACAAGAAUUACAAGCCCAAGCCGUAACCUCAUUAGCAACAACAGCCAUCAGCCAAGAGAUUUAGAGGUAUUUUACUGCCUAAUAUGCAGGGGGUACCACGGCUUAAGGUUCUGCCGGAAGUUCAAGAAGAUGUCAGUAGAGAAGAGGAGGGAAGUGGUUGGAAAUCUAGGCUACUGUUUCAACUGCUUGGCUAGGAGCCAUAAUCUAAAUUCUUGCUCAUCUAUGGGAGCGUGCAAAAGAUGCGACCAAUUACACCACACGUUGUUGCAUCCGCCACGUCGCCAAGAACGGCAGCGAAGAGGUGCAUCGCCAAACCGAAGCACGUCAAGCCCCCAACGCCAUUCAGCCAGCCCUAGAAGACCACAUAUUCAACAUCAGAGUCGUCAACUUCAUCGUCAGAAUCUUCAACCUCAGCAUCAGAAUCUUCAACUUCAGCAUCAGAGUCGUCAACUUCAGCGUCAGAGUAGUCAACUUCAUCAUCAUCGUCAACAACGUCAACGUCAUCAUCAACAACGUCAAAAUCAACAACAUCAGCGUCAUCAACAUCAACAACAACAUCGUCAUCACCAGCAGCAACAACAACAACAUCGUCAGCAGCAGGAAAUUCAGCCACCUACAGCACAACCAUCCAAUUUACAACAGCCAAAUGCGCAUAUUUUAGCCGAGGCCAUAAAAUCACUGGCCGAUGUGUUGUGUGUUACCAGUAAACAAUAAUAAUAGCAAAUGCCGAGGCCGGCGCCAUGUCUAAACCUAAGUUUAGACAAUAAACAUAAUAAAAUAAUUUUUAUAUUUUAUCCUUGAAUUGAAAAUUGUAUGAUUUAAAUUUUGUAAAAUUAUAUAUAUAGUAACAUAUAUGAAUUCCAAAUGUACUAUUUAUCUAAACAUAUAUUUGAAUUGUUAACUGAAAAAUAUGUAUCACCUUAAUUUAAUUAAAGAAUUUGAAGUUGCUAGCAACAUAUACUAACGGGAAUGUUCCAAAAAUUAUUUGUAUUUGUUGAGAACAGAAAAUGUUGAAACAUAAAAUAUAAUUAUAAAUCGUUCACUUGGCACUUAGCAACAGGCUGAACAACUUCAAAUUCGGAACUUCAAUAUUUACCUCAAUUUUACUAUAUUUAUAUAUUCAAUUUUUUAAACACUUACCGUAAAUUUAAAUACUUACCGUAAAUCUAAAUACUUACCGUAACCUUAAAAUAUAUACUUACCGUAACUCUAAAUCAUAUACAUACUUACCUUAACACAAACUUGUACUUGCCACAAUUGAAGUUCUUCACCUACAUAUAAAACCAAACAAAAGGUAACAAAACCCCUGAAAUAAAAUCAUUAUAACGUUUUGAAAAGAAA
Messenger RNA from Calliphora vicina (urban bluebottle blowfly), 1492 nucleotides. RefSeq names its product G-box-binding factor-like. The coding region runs from base 281 to 865 and encodes 194 amino acids. The record is from RefSeq and is a predicted model, not a curated record. Lineage: Eukaryota; Metazoa; Arthropoda; Insecta; Diptera; Calliphoridae. The transcript is spliced from 2 exons.